This is a messenger RNA of Myotis lucifugus (little brown bat), 2086 nucleotides long. It is a transcript of the gene ZNF692, whose product is annotated as zinc finger protein 692. Gene Ontology annotation, biological process: regulation of transcription by RNA polymerase II. The record is from RefSeq and is a predicted model, not a curated record. Gene Ontology annotation, cellular component: chromosome; kinetochore. NCBI's taxonomy places the organism in Eukaryota, Metazoa, Chordata, Mammalia, Chiroptera, Vespertilionidae. Gene Ontology annotation, molecular function: chromatin insulator sequence binding.
GGGAGGCGGAACUGAAGCGGAAGUACAAACCAGGAACAACUGGGGGCGGAGGGUGCCGGCUGGCCUUUGGAAACCCACCGCAGGUGCGCGCCCCGAAGAGACAGACCCCUACUCCGCCGGCCCCGCCCCGCCCCCACUACGCGCGUGCGCACCUGGGCGGCAGGCGGCCGGCGGGCGGCAGUGCGCAGGCGCGCGUCGUGCCCGCCCCUUCCUCCGCGGCCGCCCAGUUCCGCGGGGGCCACUCAGGAGCCAGGACACGGGCUGCUCUUAAAAGAGAAACAGCGGCGGGCACGGAAGGUGGGCCCCGUCCCUCCAGCGCUGUCCCGCCCGCGCUUGGCGGCGGCGCAGGCGCCGUGGGAAGCUGGCCAGGCCCAUGGCCGCCUCCCGGCAGCGCCGACGCCUCCCACGGCGCGGGAGAGCGGCGCAGCUGGACGCGCGCCAACAAGUGUCGCAUCCGUGGCGGACAUGAAGCAGUGGUGCUCCUCAAGGAGCAGCUGGGCUUCUCCUGCACUCGCAGCUCGCAAGUCCUGCUGGACCGGUACACUUCUUCGGGCUGUGUGCUCUGUGCAGGUCCUAAGCCUUUGCCCCCCAAGGGUCUGCAGUAUCUGGUGCUCCUAUCUCAUGCCCACAGCCAAGAGUGCAGCCUGGUGCCCGGGCUGCGGGGGCCCGGGGGCCGCGAUGGUGGGCUUGUGUGGGAGUGCUCCGCGGGCCACACCUUCUCCUGGGGCCCCUCCUCAGGCCCCGCACCUCCAGCGGAGCCCAAGCCAGCCCUCCUUCCAAGUACUUCCCAGAGAAGCUGGUGCCCAGAGGCCAGGGGUGGGCAGGAGCCUGCAGGUUUGGAAUCGGAACGUGAGGAGAGGACGCAGGAGGCGAGGUUGCCCAGGGGAAUGGGGCCCCCACCGGAGUCCUUCCCGCCCCCAGAAGACGAGGGGGAGGACGAAGAUGAGAGUGAAGAGGAGAUGCUCAGUGACGCCAGCCCAUGGACCUACAGCUCCUCCUCAGACAACUGUGAGCCAGAUGCCCCCAGGCCGCACCCUUCCCCUGUCACCCAUGCACUCGAGGAGGGAGAGACACCUCUGGCCCCUGCAGCUGCCCCCACUUCUCUUGCUGUGCCACCCUCAUCAGCGUCCCCAUUGGGUUCUGGAGCGCCUCUGUCUGCAGAAGAUGAGGGGAAACCGGAGCUCCGUCAGACCCCUCCAGUGGCCCAGCAAACUGAGCCCCUGGCCAGCCCUGGGAGUCAGGUCCAGUCUGCUCUGGCGGUAGCCUGGGAUGAGGACAGUGCACAGAUUGGCCCCAAGAGAAUUAGGAAAGCUGCCAAAAAGGAGCUGCUGCCUUGUGACUACCCUGGCUGCGGGAGGAUCUUCUCCAACCGGCAGUAUUUGAAUCACCAUAGGAAGUACCAGCACAUCCACCAGAAGUCCUUCUCCUGCCCAGAGCCGGCCUGUGGAAAGUCCUUCAACUUCAAGAAACACCUGAAGGAGCAUGUGAAGCUGCACAGUGAAACCGCGCUGGGCAAGGCGGGACUGGGGACGGCGUUGGGCCCUGGACUGGCAGCCUGGAGUCACUGGAUUAUCAGUGUGACAAGCAGCAACCUGGUCAUCCACCGGCGCAUCCACACCGGAGAGAAACCGCUGCAGUGUGAGAUCUGCGGCUUCACCUGCCGCCAGAAGGCCUCCCUGAACUGGCACCGGCGCAAGCAUGCGGAGACAGCAGCCACCCUGCGCUUCCCCUGCGAGGUCUGUGGCAAGUGCUUUGAGAAGCCGGACAGCGUGGCAGCUCACUGCAGCAAGAGCCACCCAGCGCUGCUCCUGGCCCCAUCAGAGCAACUCAGCCCAGCGGAGCCCAGUUCCAGUGUCUCUCCCCCUGCGCUCCUGGGGGCCAGCGAUGGGUGCAGGCCCUCGGGUGUCUCAGGCUCUGACCCUGCUUCCUAAGCAGGGACCACGGGACUGAAGAGGAGAAAGGCCAGCCGCCUGGUUCCUGGGAACUAGGGUGAGGGGGAGUCAGGGCACAGGCAGGACUGGACUCCAGGGCAGUAAGGCUGAGUAGUCUUCCUACAGGACAGAAUAAACUCGGUAUUUUACAUGGA